Metopolophium dirhodum (rose-grain aphid) is the source of this 594-nucleotide messenger RNA. RefSeq lists its product as uncharacterized. The transcript has a single exon. The coding region runs from base 1 to 594 and encodes 197 amino acids. The record is from RefSeq and is a predicted model, not a curated record. Lineage: Eukaryota; Metazoa; Arthropoda; Insecta; Hemiptera; Aphididae.
AUGGCAUUAGUUGAUGCACACUAUAAAUUUAUUGCCGUAGAUAUCGGGGCUUACGGAAGAAAUAGUGAUGGAGGUAUUUUUUCAAAUUCUAAUUUCGGAAAAGCACUUGAACGAAACAAGUUAAAUAUUCCUGAUGGAAAACCACUUCCGGGAACUAGUGAAAAAAGCCCGUUUACAAUGAUUGGUGACAAAGCAUUUCCCCUAAAAACAUAUUUAUUGAGACCAUACCCGGGUCCUCAAUCGUAUGCUGAUAAUACUAAAAGAAAAUGUAAUGACCGUCUCUCUAGAGCAAGAAAAGUGGUAGAAGAUACUUUUGGACAGCUUACUCAAAAAUUUCGUAUUUAUUCAAGAAGAAGGAAAAUAUUACCCAAAAAUGCUGACAAAAUUAUCAUGACUACUUGUAUUUUACAUAAUUUUAUAAAACAACAUGGAAAUAUUGGAAAUAGCACUCAAUUAUCAAACUCUAUAUUGAUAAAUACAGUUCAUAAUAUAACUCCAAUUCCAAGACAAGGAGGGAGUGCUAAUAGAGAUGCGUUUGAAGUUAGAGAAAAAGUUAAAGACUUCAUUUGUUUAGGACAACUGCCGUGGGAAUAA